Loa loa (African eye worm) is the source of this 207-nucleotide messenger RNA. RefSeq lists its product as hypothetical. Bases 1 to 207 code for a protein of 68 amino acids. The record is from RefSeq and is a predicted model, not a curated record. The transcript has a single exon. Lineage: Eukaryota; Metazoa; Nematoda; Chromadorea; Rhabditida; Onchocercidae.
AUGGAAGCUACAAUAGAAUUGCCUAACGGCAACGUAUUGAAACGUUCGAUAAACGUUUUUUAUUCGUUCGAAGUUAAUGAUGAAAUUGAUCCAGAAAUUGAGCAACAACAGAAGAUUCCAAUACGCACUCAACAAGUAAAGAAAUCGAAACACAAGAACCAUUUGCAACGCGUACCUGAGCAUCGACCAGAAGGAUGUCCAAAGUGA